Molecule: messenger RNA, 685 nt
Organism: Triplophysa dalaica
Lineage: Eukaryota; Metazoa; Chordata; Actinopteri; Cypriniformes; Nemacheilidae
Gene: magoh
Product: mago homolog, exon junction complex subunit
Exons: 5
Coding region: 121-564 (147 amino acids)
Biological process (GO): RNA splicing
Cellular component (GO): exon-exon junction complex; catalytic step 2 spliceosome; nucleus
Source: RefSeq, a predicted model, not a curated record
CCUGAGUACGCAGACGCACGAGAUUCCAUAUUGUUCGUUGUAGCUCAAACGUUGUAUUUAACGAAGAGUGUGCGUGGGUUACUUAAGGUACACAAACAUAUACGUUAGUAUUCUUCAGGUAUGUCUACGAGUGACUUUUACCUGAGGUAUUAUGUUGGCCACAAAGGUAAAUUCGGGCACGAAUUUCUGGAAUUUGAAUUCAGACCUGACGGCAAGCUGCGAUAUGCAAACAACAGUAACUACAAGAACGACGUUAUGAUCAGAAAAGAGGCUUACGUUCAUAAAAGCGUGAUGGAAGAGUUAAAGAGGAUCAUUGACGACAGUGAAAUCACAAAAGAAGAUGAUGCAUUGUGGCCGCCUCCUGAUAGAGUCGGCCGACAGGAACUGGAGAUCGUCAUCGGUGAUGAACACAUCUCAUUCACAACUUCAAAGAUUGGAUCUUUAAUUGAUGUCAACCAGUCCAAGGACCCAGAGGGGCUCAGAGUCUUCUACUAUUUGGUUCAGGACCUAAAAUGCCUUGUAUUCAGUCUCAUUGGCCUCCACUUCAAAAUCAAGCCCAUCUAACUGUUCAGCUCAUUUUAGUCUGGCUGAAAAUCAUUUUAUUUUUUGUUUUCAGAAUUUGUACAUUGCAGUUUUGUUGUCUUGAUUGUUUUUUAAAUAAAAGGUGUACCAUUGUCUCUCUUUA